UGACGUUGGCACCUCCCGCGAUCACCCUGCAAUCUCAGGACAAACAAUAGCGAGCAAUAAUAAUUACAGGCGAUAGAUGAUCAUUUGUCAUCAUGACUUUCUCAUCCUGGUACCGGCACCGUGGUACUUUUAAAAACACCCGCUGACGCACAGCUGUAUCAGGAGGGGCAUUUAACUUUCAUCAUUAGUCAUUUCUAUCAAAGGCAUCGGGAGUGAAACUUCUAUAAGUCUGCAACUGGAGUCCUUCUGCCCCUCUGCGGUAUCGGUUCACAGAAAUAAAAAUCGACUAUGGUGGAGAUUUUCUAAAGUUAGAUCAAGCUGAUUAACUGCAAGUAAGGAUUAAUAAACCGCUGUUUAGAUCUGACAUUUUCCUCUGGUAACAUGGGCGGAGUGUGCAUAUGCUAUUCAUGGACUUGCAGACCAGUGUGGCCAGUUUUUAUUAUUCUGGCUACAAUACCUUGUAUGUUGUACUGCUCAGAGAGUCCUGCAGCAGUUGUUGGCAAAAUAUAUCCACGCGGCAAUCACUGGGCAGUAGGUCAUUUGAUGGGAAAGAAGAGCAUCGAGAGCCUUCCUGAACUGCAGGAGACAAACAGUGACUACCUCACACCCUCAGAAACAGCUGGGGUCACAGAGCUGAACCAAUACCAGCAUCUGAUGGACGCUCUGAUGCAACAAAAGAACCAAAAACAGAUGAUGCCACGAACUGCAGACAGGCUGCUUUGGCUGCGCAGUGGCUGGAGAGAAGAGGACAGAGACAAAUAUCUCAGAGAGAUGUCAAACCUGCUUCUUCUGGCUUUGAAACUGCAAGACAAUGACUCCCCGUGAAUGGAAGACGAAUUCUGUUUUUCAUCAUUAUCUACUAAACAUGUUCCCUGUAAUCACAUAUCCACACUGUAUACUUUUUCUGCUGUAACAAUACGCUGGAAACCUAAUAUAAGUUUACUUCAUCAGUAAUUUAUCAUUUCUAAUUUGCAUAUCAUGCAGCAGUUUGAUAACAAACUGACAUGACAAGGUUAUGUUACAUAAGCUGAGAAUGCUGAAUAAAUUUAACAUUGUGAUAACUGCA
Messenger RNA from Siniperca chuatsi (mandarin fish), 1066 nucleotides. RefSeq names its product gastrin-releasing peptide. The coding region runs from base 382 to 825 and encodes 147 amino acids. NCBI's taxonomy places the organism in Eukaryota, Metazoa, Chordata, Actinopteri, Centrarchiformes, Sinipercidae. The transcript has 3 exons. The record is from RefSeq and is a predicted model, not a curated record. Gene Ontology annotation, molecular function: neuropeptide hormone activity. Gene Ontology annotation, biological process: neuropeptide signaling pathway.